UUUUUUCACUGGUGCAGUUUAGCCAUUACACCAGUAGGUGUCAGAAGCUGUCGGCGGAAGUGAAACCUCUCGCUUGGCUUAUAAACAGGCUGUAUCCCACAGGGCAUCCAUAACUGUUGUACGUAGUGGGUGUAUUUAUAUUGCCUAAUCAUUCUACAGAGCUAAAAGUGCAUUUGAAUGCACCAUGAAGCCGCAGCCCGCUGACACCAAACCGCGCCUGUCUGUGACAAACCCAACCGAGGCUGCGCUGUCUCUGCAAGAGGAGCUCGUUGCAGCGAUCCAUGGGGCGUUUGAAGUGGCCGUGGAGAUCGCAGUUCGAGAGGUGACUAAGCUGGUGGGUCAAGCGACGGGAGACGUGUAUGAAGAGAUGCGACGAGAGAACGAGUCCCUCAAACAAAAACUGCAGAGAGCUGAAGCCCUGCUGGACUGUGCGCGCAGAGAGGACCGAAGUGGCAGCCCUCCUCCUACAAAGCUACACCUGAAUGCUACCAGCCAUGCAGGCCAACCGCCUCACCCUAAAUCCCAUCAAAAAAGCCCAAAUCACAGAGUGGGCAAUGGACAAGGUUGCGCGGGGCUCAGAGGUGACACUCCUCCUGCAGGUCACAGCCGUGCAGACCAGCCUCCUGACCCCCAGCAUAAACCUGUGGGCAGAAAUGAGGAGCAGAGAUCAGGCGAGCAUGUAAAGAUGCAGUAUGUCAGUGGUGCAGCUUCAAACCCAGAAAGAAACCAGGGAUAUGCAGUUGCUUGUGAUGUUUUGAUUAAAGAAGUCAGUGAAGACAUUUCCCGUGUUUGUGUGGUGAGGGUAGAGAGCAUUAACCAGCCAAAUCGAAACCUGGCAGCUCAACGCCGCAACUCGCCACCCCUUCCCAAUGGAGAUGACAUUUUAGAGCAGCUUACAGUAAAGCAGGAGAAGCCAGAAGAGGAGAGCGAUGAUCCAGCUUGCUGUUUAGACUCGAUCAAAUUGGAGGACUUUAGCCCGGAGUGUAUGUCGGCAGUCCAAUCCAACAUGCUGGAGGAGUGGAAACCAGAAGUGCUGGAUAUUCAGAGCCAAGACUCAGACACUCUGUCCUGCACCGGGCUGACUCAGGCUCAUCCUUCCAACCUCCCACCACGCGCAGAUCUUCCGUCUCUCUCCUCAGAGUUCCCAAACAUCUUCCAGCCAGCUGAACCAGCUCCCAUCCCAGAAACCCCUCCACAGGUUUACGGAGUCCACGUACGGGCCAGCCGCAACCUCGGCAACACCUUCACCAACAUCUAUGCCUGCAAGUCCUGUGGUCAGACGUUCCACCUGCCCAGCUUGCUGCGGCGGCACUAUGGCCAGUGCCAGCAGAAGCUCCAGCAGUGUUGCCAACAGCCUGUAGCGGGAAGUAAGAGGACCAGACUGCAGCUUUACCCACCGGGCUGCAGCCCUUUCCGCUGCACAGAGUGCAACCGAGAGUUCAACCGCAUGGAGAACCUCAAGACUCACCUUCGCAUCCACACAGGAGAGAGGCCGUACACCUGCUCAGUAUGCUCCAAGUGUUUCCGUCACUCUGGGGCAUUAACCAGGCACUUUCGCAUCCACACAGGAGAAAAGCCUUACAUCUGCGGACAGUGUGGGAAGUCUUUCAGAAACUGUGGGGGGCUCAAAUUCCACCAGCGUUCACACAGCAUGCAGCUGCAGUAGAGUGGGACUCAGCAGUGUUAAUGUCUUCAAGAUCCCAAUUUUUUUUAUGUGAGAUGUAAACAUCUGAUUUUAUGCAAUUCUCAAUGUUUAAAUUUUUAUGUUUUAAAAAAAGGUAUACAGGCUUUUCCACAUGGUCAGACCUGAGGCUGUUGACUGAAAUAGUCUGGGGAAUGUUGUGUACUUAACUCAGCUCACUCCAUAACAGGGUCUUUCCUGUCUGUACUGUGUCACCUUUUUCAACCAGGUCUUCCCUUUUUGAGAUAGCAGGUAUUGCUUUUAAGUGCUCUCACCCAAAAAGCAGCAUCACAACAAGUUAUGGGACCAGUCAAGUGUCGAACAAACCAUGUAGGAAGACGAUGUAUAAAUACAGUAGCUAUGUGAAACCUUUCAGUGCCAGUUUCUGACUUGUUUUAUGAUGGUUAUUAAAUAAUCAGUUUUUAUCUUUUUCAUGGCAAUCUUGUUUUCCUUAUUGUGCCUAAUAUAUACAAAUAUUUUAACUAUACUGUAUGGAAAAUAAUUUCGUUUGAUUAAUAAAAAGUAUGGAAAUUG
Micropterus salmoides (largemouth bass) is the source of this 2215-nucleotide messenger RNA. RefSeq lists its product as uncharacterized. Bases 185 to 1666 code for a protein of 493 amino acids. Gene Ontology annotation, biological process: regulation of transcription by RNA polymerase II. Lineage: Eukaryota; Metazoa; Chordata; Actinopteri; Centrarchiformes; Centrarchidae. The transcript is spliced from 3 exons. Gene Ontology annotation, molecular function: RNA polymerase II cis-regulatory region sequence-specific DNA binding; DNA-binding transcription factor activity. The record is from RefSeq and is a predicted model, not a curated record.